This is a messenger RNA of Cornus florida, 7518 nucleotides long. RefSeq names its product ATP-dependent helicase BRM. Gene Ontology annotation, biological process: positive regulation of transcription by RNA polymerase II. The transcript is spliced from 14 exons. Gene Ontology annotation, cellular component: nucleus. The record is from RefSeq and is a predicted model, not a curated record. Gene Ontology annotation, molecular function: ATP-dependent chromatin remodeler activity; protein binding; ATP binding. Bases 458 to 7243 code for a protein of 2261 amino acids. NCBI's taxonomy places the organism in Eukaryota, Viridiplantae, Streptophyta, Magnoliopsida, Cornales, Cornaceae.
ACAUAUAGCUGUAGAGAGAGAGAGAGAGAAAAAAAAGUAUUGUGAAAAAUAAACAAAUAAACAUAAAAACGUAGGGUUUGACUGAAAAGCAAUUUCCGUGAAAUCGAGAGAGAGAGAGAGAGAGAGUGUGUGUGUGUGUCGAAUCAGACGGAUCCGGCAACUUCGGUGACUCUCCGGGCACAAGAUCGAGCCCUGUUGGCCCCACAAUUUCGUGCGAAAAAUUCCCUCUUCUGUGUUCAGCAAAAUUAUCGCUUUAGAGAGAGAUACAAAGAAAUUUAUAGAGAGAGAAAGUGGUGAGAGAGAAAGAGACAAGACGUUAUUUGAACGUUGGGAUCGGAGUGCAACAGGGCUUUAAACGACAGCGGUUUAGAGAAAACCGCGUGAAUUUUGGAGGGAUUUGGUAGUUGUUGAAGUAUUGAUUUCUGAGUGUUCUUUGCAUUUCGACUACAUUUUUUGUAUGCAAUCGGGGGGUGGGACCCAGCAGGGGCUUGGCGGAGCGGCCGGGCAUGGCCGGAACCCGGCCGUGGGGCCCUCAUCUUCUUCUGCGUCGCCGUCGUCUUCGUCGUCUGCCGUAUCGACACCGCACCUAGGGUUUGAUCCAAUUCAGCAGCAACAACAGCAACAACGACAGAGGCAGCAACAAUUUCUUAGAAGACCUGAAGGAAAUGAAGCCAUUCUAGCCUACCAAGCUGGUCUUCAUGGAGUCUUGGGAGGGGGCAAUUUCGGUUCAUCUUCUGGCUCCGCGCAACCGUCUCAACUGUCAAGGAAGUUCAUUGAUUUGGCUCUACAACAUGGUUCCUCCCAUGUACGAGAGGAGGGCCAAUACAGGACUCAAGGCAUCGAGCAACAAGUGCUGAAUCCUCUCCAUCAAGCUUAUCUCCAGUAUGCUUUUCAGGCUGCCCAACAGAAAUCAGCUCUGGGGAUUCAGUCUCAGCAGCAAGUGAAAAUGGGAAUGGUGGGGCCUCCAUCAGGGAAGGAUCAGGACAUACGAAUGGGAAAUCCAAAGAUGCAGGAGCUAAUUUCUAUUCAGGCAGCUAACCAGGCCCAGGCAUCAUCAUCCAAGAGAUCAUCUGAACAUUUUGCUCAUGGUGAGAAGCAGACAGAGCAAGGACAACAGUCAAUCUCUGAUCAGAGGAGUGAUCCAAAGACGUCAAUCCAGCCAACAUCAAUUGGACAAUUAAUGCAGGCAAAUAUGGUAAGGCCUAUGCAGGGAUCACAAGCCCAACAAAGUGUCCAAAACAUGGCAAACAGCCAUCUUGCAAUGGCUGCGCAGAUGCAGGUUAUGCAGGCAUUGGCAACUGAGCGGAAUAUUGAUCUCUCACUUCCUGCAAAUGCCAAUUUGAUGGCGCAGCUUAUACCACUCAUGCAGUCUAGAAUGGUUGCACAGCAAAAGGCAAAUGAAAGCAAUAUGGGUGCGCAGUCAUCACCUGGACUGAUGCCAAAGCAACAGGUUGCUUCUCCGCAAAUUGCCAGUGAGAGUUCUCCCCAUGGAAAUUCUUCGAGUGAUGUGUCUGGACAGUCUGGCUCUGCUAAGGUUAGGCAGACAGCUCCUCCUGGCCCUUUUGGCACAACUUCAAAUGCUGCUGUAGUUAACUCUAAUGGUGUCCCAAUGCAACAGUUUUCUGUUCAUGGCAGAGAGAACCAGGUGCCUCCAAGACAGCCAACUAUGGUCAGUAAUGGAAUGCAUCCUCCCCAGUCAUCUGCGAACUUGAACCAGGGUGUAGAUCAUGCAUCGCGUGCAAAAAACACAAUGAGUGGUCCAGAUACUUUGCAAAUGCAGCACGCCAGGCAGUUGAACCGAUCUUCUCCACAGUCUGCUGCUUCAUCUAAUGAUGGGGGCUCAGGAAAUGUCCUUCCAUCUCAGGGUGGAUCAGUGUCCCAGAUGCAACAACACCGUCUAGGGUUUACCAAACAGCAACUGCAUGUUCUCAAAGCACAAAUUCUUGCAUUUAGGCGCCUGAAGAAAGGAGAUGGAACACUUCCACAAGAACUACUUCAGGCUAUUGGUCCACCCCCCCUUGAAGCGCAGCUGCAGCAGGUGUUUCCUGCUGCUGGAACAGUUAAUCAAGAUAGACCUGCUGGGAGAAGUGUAGAAGAUCAUGGAAGACAUUUGGAGUCCAGUGAAAAGGAUCCUCAGGUUGUGGCAUCGUCUAGUGGACAUAAUAACUCAAAAGAGGAAGCUUUUGCAGUAGAUGAGAAAGCAACUGCCUCGACAGUGCAUAUGAGGGGUACAGCAGCUGUGAUGACAGAACUUGCACCGGUGGUUACUGCUGGAAAGGAAGAGCAGCAGAAUACUAUGUUUUCUGUUAAAUCAGAACAGGAAGUUGAACAUGGUAUACAGAAAACUCCUACCAGGAAUGAGUUUACUGCAGAUAAGGGAAAGGCAGUUGCACCACAAGUUGCUGUAUCUGAUACAGUGCAAGUUAAGAAACCUGUACAAGCAGGCAAUGUGCCUCAGCCCAAAGAUGUUGGGCCUACCAGGAAGUAUCAUGGACCGUUGUUUGAUUUCCCUUUUUUCACUCGUAAACAUGACUCCUUUGGGUCCACAAUGAUGGUGAACAACAACAAUAAUUUAACAUUGGCAUAUGAUGUGAAGGAUCUUCUUUUUGAGGAAGGUAUGGAAGUGCUAAAUAAGAAAAGGGCAGAAAAUUUAAAGAAGAUUGGUGGGUUGCUAGCGGUAAACUUAGAGAGGAAAAGGAUUAGGCCAGAUCUUGUCUUGCGGUUACAAAUUGAAGAAAAGAAACUUCGACUUUUGGAUAUUCAGGCACGCUUAAGGGAUGAAGUUGAUCAACAGCAACAGGAGAUAAUGGCAAUGCCUGAUAGGCCAUAUCGGAAAUUUGUUCGGCUGUGUGAACGUCAACGCAUGGAGCUCACACGGCAAGUACAGGCUUCUCAGAAAGCCAUGAGAGAGAAACAACUUAAAUCCAUUUUUCAGUGGCGUAAGAAGCUUCUUGAGGCUCAUUGGGCCAUUCGUGAUGCACGAACUGCUCGCAACAGAGGAGUUGCCAAAUACCAUGAGAGAAUGCUGAGGGAAUUUUCAAAGAGAAAGGAUGAUGAUCGUAAUAGAAGGAUGGAGGCGUUAAAGAAUAAUGAUGUUGAGAGGUAUAGGGAAAUGUUGAUGGAGCAGCAGACUAGCAUCCCGGGUGAUGCUGCAGAGAGAUACGCCGUUCUAUCAUCAUUUCUAAGUCAAACAGAAGAGUAUCUUCAUAAACUCGGAAGUAAAAUAACGGCUGCAAAGAAUCAGCAGGAGGUUGAGGAGGCAGCAAAUUCUGCUGCCGCUGCUGCACGAACUCAGGGUCUGUCCGAGGAGGAAGUAAGAGCUGCAGCAGCUUGUGCUGGAGAGGAAGUAAUGAUAAGAAAUCGUUUCUCUGAAAUGAAUGCACCUAAGGAUAGUUCAUCUGUUAACAAGUAUUACAAUCUUGCACAUGCUGUGAAUGAAAGGGUUAUGAGGCAGCCUUCAAUGUUGCGGGCUGGAACCUUACGAGACUAUCAGCUUGUUGGAUUGCAAUGGAUGCUUUCUUUGUAUAACAAUAAAUUAAAUGGAAUUUUGGCUGAUGAGAUGGGUCUUGGGAAGACUGUACAGGUGAUGGCGUUGAUUGCUUAUCUGAUGGAGUUCAAAGGAAACUACGGCCCACAUCUUAUUAUUGUUCCAAAUGCUGUUCUGGUGAACUGGAAGAGUGAGCUCCAUACUUGGCUGCCUUCUGUGUCCUGCAUUUUCUAUGUUGGUGGAAAAGAGCAACGGUCAAAAUUGUUUUCUCAAGAGGUUUCUGCCUUGAAAUUUAAUGUCCUUGUUACGACUUAUGAGUUCAUCAUGUAUGAUCGGUCAAAACUUUCAAAAGUUGAUUGGAGGUAUAUCAUAAUUGAUGAAGCACAACGCAUGAAGGACAGGGAAUCAGUUCUAGCACGUGAUCUUGAUAGAUAUCGCUGCCAGAGACGCUUACUUCUCACAGGGACACCCUUACAGAAUGAUCUCAAAGAACUCUGGUCACUUUUAAAUCUACUCCUUCCAGAAGUUUUUGAUAACCGGAAAGCAUUUCAUGAUUGGUUCUCCAAACCCUUUCAAAAGGAAGGUCCUACACAUAAUGCAGAGGACGACUGGCUUGAAACUGAAAAGAAGGUUAUUGUUAUCCACCGACUUCAUCAGAUUCUGGAGCCCUUCAUGCUCAGACGUCGUGUUGAAGAUGUGGAAGGCUCGCUUCCACCCAAGGUUUCCAUUGUUAUAAGGUGUAGAAUGUCAGCUAUUCAAGGUGCCAUUUAUGAUUGGAUCAAAUCUACUGGUACUAUUCGAGUGGAUCCCGAAGAUGAGAAGCGCAGGGUUCAAAAGAAUCCCAAUUACCAGGCUAAAAUAUAUAAACCACUAAAUAACAGAUGUAUGGAGCUCCGGAAAGCUUGCAAUCAUCCUUUGCUUAAUUAUCCGUAUUUCAAUGACUUCUCCAAGGAUUUCCUUGUUAGAUCCUGUGGAAAAAUGUGGAUUCUGGACAGGAUUCUCAUAAAGCUUCAGAGAACAGGACAUCGAGUACUGCUCUUCAGUACAAUGACAAAACUAUUAGAUAUAUUGGAGGAGUAUCUGCAGUGGCGUCGACUUGUGUACAGACGGAUAGAUGGGACAACUAGUUUAGAAGACCGUGAAUCAGCUAUUGUGGACUUUAAUAACCCUGACACCGACUGCUUCAUUUUCUUGCUUAGCAUUCGUGCUGCUGGACGAGGAUUGAAUCUUCAGACUGCCGACACAGUCAUCAUAUAUGAUCCUGAUCCCAACCCAAAAAAUGAGGAACAGGCAGUCGCUAGAGCCCAUCGCAUUGGACAGACUAGAGAAGUGAAAGUCAUCUAUAUGGAAGCAGUGGUUGACAAAAAUUCUAGUCAUCAAAAAGAGGAUGAAUUUAAAAGUGGAGGUGUAGUUGAUUCAGAUGAUGACCUUGUGGGUAAGGAUCGUUAUAUAGGAUCUAUUGAGAGCCUCAUAAGGAAUAAUAUUCAACAGUAUAAGAUUGACAUGGCAGAUGAGGUUAUAAAUGCUGGGCGUUUUGACCAGAGGACAACGCAUGAAGAGAGACGUUUGACUCUGGAGACAUUGUUGCAUGAUGAAGAACGGUAUCAAGAAAAUGUCCAUGAUGUCCCCUCACUGUUGGAGGUAAAUCGGAUGAUUGCUAGGAGUGAAGAAGAAGUAGAGCUCUUUGAUCAAAUGGAUGAAGAUCUUGAUUGGACUGAGGAGAUGAUGAGGUACAACCAGGUACCUAAGUGGCUUCGAGCCAGCACUAGAGAAGUGAAUGCUACUGUUGCUAAUUUAUCCAAAAAACCAUCAAGGAACACUUUAUUAGGUGGAAAUAUUGGCGUGGAAUCCAGUGAAAUGGCUUCUGAUUUAUCUCCUAAAACUGAGAAAAGAAGGGGACGGCCUAAGGGAAAAAAGUUCCCUAUUUACAGGGAGUUGGAUGAUGACAAUGGAGAGUUCUCUGAAGCUAGUUCUGAAGAGGGCAAUGGGUAUUCUGUGCAGGAAGAAGAGGGAGAAAUUGGGGAGUUUGAAGAUGAAGAAUUUAAUGGCGCUAUUGGAGCACCACCAGUCAUUAAAGAUCAAUCAGAAGAAGAUGGUCCUGCUUGUGCUGCUAGAUAUGAGUAUCCCCAAGCUUCAGGAAGCACUAGGAACAAUCAUAUACUUGAAGAAGCUGGUUCCUCAGGGUCAUCCUCAGACAGUCGAAGAUUGACGCAGAUUGUCUCACCUUCUAUAUCUUCUCAGAAGUUUGGAUCACUUUCUGCAUUGGAUGGUAGACCAAGUUCUAACUCAAAAAGGCUGCCUGAUGAAUUAGAGGAAGGGGAAAUCGCUGUAUCAGGAGACUCUCACAUGGACCUCCAGCAAUCUGGCAGUUGGAUUCAUGACCGUGAUGAAGGUGAAGAUGAACAGGUUCUGCAACCCAAAAUAAAAAGGAAACGUAGUAUUCGGGUUCGGCCACGACAAACUGUAGAAAGGCCCGAAGAGAAAUACUCCAAUGAAAAGCCAUCUCUCCAUCGUGGAGAUUCAUCUCAGCUGCCAUUCCAAGUGGAUCACAAGUAUGAACCACAAUCUAGGGCUGAUCCUGAACCCAAAACGCCUGGGGGGCUGAAUGCUUUGAAGCCUGAUCAAAGUGAUUCAUCUUUGAAAAGUAGGCGAAAUUUACCUUCAAGGAGAAUCGCAAAUUCAUCAAAGUUGCUUGCUUCACCAAAAUCUACCAGAUUGAAUUGCAUGUCUGCUCCUUCUGAAGAUAUUGCUGAACACUCGAGGGAAAGUUGGGAUAGUAAAAUUAUAAAGACUGGUGGGACAUCAAUUGGCAGUACUAAGAUGUCAGACGUCAUCCAAAGAAGGUGCAAGAAUGUCAUUAGUAAGCUCCAAAGGAGAAUAGACAAGGAAGGUCCUCAAAUUGUACCUCUGCUUACAGAUUUGUGGAAGAGGAUUGAAAAUUCUGGCUACACAAGCGGAGCUGGGAAUAGUCUUUUGGAUAUUCGCAAGAUUGAUCAGCGUGUUGACAGAUUUGAGUAUAACGGAGUGAUGGAGCUCGUGUUUGAUGUGCAGUUUAUGCUAAAGAGUGCAAUGCAGUAUUUUGGAUUUUCACAUGAGGUGAGAUCUGAAGCUAGGAAAGUCCACGAACUUUUUUUUGAUAUUUUGAAGAUUGCAUUUCCAGACACGGAUUUCAGAGAAGCCAGAAAUGCACUCUCUUUCUCCGGUGCAGUGGCUACCUCAACUUCUGCUCCGUCUUCAAGGCAGGCGGUUGCUGGCCAAAGCAAGCGACACAAACUGAUAACCAAGGUGGAACUUGACCCAAGUCCUCCCCAGAAGCCAGUGCUUCGUGGACAUAUUCCUGCUGGUGAAGACACAAGGGGCAGGGGUCUUGUGCCUCAGAAUGAAUCAAGGCUUGGAAGCAGCAGCAGCAGCCGGGAGCAGGGUCAGCAGGAUGAACCUCGGCUUUUUACUCAUCCAGGGGAGCUAGUUAUCUGUAAAAAGAAGAGGAAAGACAGGGAAAAGUCGGUGAUGAAGCCAGGGAAUGGGUCAACUGGCCCCGUGUCACCCCCCAGCAUGGGUCGCAGUACUAGAAGUCCAGGUCCAGGUUCUGGUUCAAUCUCCAAGGACACGAGAUUGAGCCAGCAUACUAUGCAUCAGCAGGGGUGGGCUAACCAGCCUCCCCAACAGAUGAAUGGUGGUGGUGGGACUGUUGGUUGGGCAAAUCCUGUAAAGAGGAUGAGAACGGAUGCUGGGAAAAGGCGUCCAAGCCAUUUAUGACUGCUUGAAGAUUAAUGUAGAUGUAAUGAAAAGAGUUGGUGCUGUUUCUUUCAGUGAGUGUAUUAACUGGCCAUUUAAGGCCCGUUCAAGUGCAGAGAGCUCGCAAUGUUAAUAAUAGUGUAAUUUGAAUCUGAUAGUUUGUAGCUAUUCCUGGUAGGCAUAACAUUAUCCAGGGAUAAGUUCUCCAGCCUUGAGAUCAAUUGGGCAUCAAUAGUUCUAUAAAUGUACUCACCUCUUUGUAUUUCUUUCUGGCAAUUUCUCAAAUUUUCUGAUCA